Molecule: messenger RNA, 2514 nt
Organism: Drosophila serrata
Lineage: Eukaryota; Metazoa; Arthropoda; Insecta; Diptera; Drosophilidae
Gene: ftz-f1
Product: ftz transcription factor 1
Biological process (GO): regulation of transcription by RNA polymerase II; hormone-mediated signaling pathway; tissue development
Cellular component (GO): RNA polymerase II transcription regulator complex
Molecular function (GO): zinc ion binding; RNA polymerase II cis-regulatory region sequence-specific DNA binding; nuclear receptor activity
Source: RefSeq, a predicted model, not a curated record
UUUACCUUUCCGAAUUCAAGGGUAUAAAACUUACAUGAAAUGUUAUUAGAAAUGGAUCAGCAACAGGCGACCGUACAGUUUAUAUCGUCGCUGAAUAUAUCGCCGUUCAGCAUGCAACUGGAGCAGCAGCAGCCCUCCAGUCCAGCUUUGGCCACGGGUGGCAACACCAACAACAACAACAAUAGUGGCAAUACCAACAACAACAACAAUACCAACACCAGCAGCAGCAACAACAACAAUAAUAACAACAACAAUGAUAAUGUCUUGACCAAAUUCGAGCAUGAAUAUAAUGCGUAUACGUUGCAAUUGGCGGGAAGUAACAGUGGUGGAAAUCAACAACACCACAAUGCACACCACCAGCAACAGCAACAACAACAGCAGCAGCAACACCAACAUCAACAACAACAACAGCAGGAGCACUAUCAACAACAACAACAACAGAAUAUAGCCAACAAUGCCAAUCAAUUCAAUGCGUCAUCCUACUCGUAUAUAUACAAUUUCGAUUCACAGUAUAUAUUUCCGACAGGCUAUCAGGACACCACCUCCUCGCAUUCCCAACAAAGUGCUGGCGGCGGUGGCGGAGGUGGCGGUGGCAAUGGUGGCAACCUCCUCAACGGCAGCUCCGGCGGCUCAUCCGUCGGCGGUGGCUAUAUGCUCCUCCCCCAAGCGGCCAGCUCCAGUGGCAAUAAUAAUAACACUGGCGGCGGUGGUCACAUGUCCUCCGGUUCGGUGGGCAAUGGCGGUGGCAAUGGUGGAGGCGGCGGCGGCGGCGGCGGAGGAGCUGGUGGCAACUCUGGCGGUCCCGGUAACUCGAUGGGCGGAACAAGUGCCACGCCAGGACAUGGCGGUGAAGUGAUCGACUUUAAGCAUUUGUUCGAGGAACUGUGCCCCGUUUGCGGUGACAAGGUCAGUGGCUAUCACUAUGGCCUGCUCACCUGCGAGUCCUGCAAGGGUUUCUUCAAGCGGACCGUGCAGAAUAAGAAGGUCUAUACCUGUGUGGCGGAACGAUCCUGCCACAUUGACAAGACGCAGCGGAAGCGGUGUCCUUACUGCAGGUUCCAGAAGUGCCUCGAAGUCGGCAUGAAAUUGGAGGCUGUUCGAGCGGAUCGAAUGCGGGGUGGCAGGAACAAAUUUGGACCGAUGUACAAACGAGAUCGGGCGCGGAAGCUGCAAGUGAUGAGGCAACGACAGUUGGCACUCCAAGCGCUUCGCAACUCAAUGGGUCCGGAUAUAAAGCCAACGCCGAUCUCGCCGGGCUACCAGCAAGCAUAUCCAAAUAUGAACAUUAAGCAGGAAAUUCAAAUACCUCAGGUAUCCUCACUCACCCAAUCGCCGGACUCAUCGCCCAGUCCCAUUGCCAUUGCGCUGGGACAGGUGAAUGCCAGCACGGGCGGUGUGAUAACCACGCCCAUGAAUGCCGGCAACGGUGGCAGUGGCAACAGUGGCAAUGGUGGGGGUCUCAAUGGUCCCAAUUCCGUGGGCAAUGGCAAUAGCAGCAACGGCAGCAGCAGCAGUACCGGUGGCGGCAAUAACAAUGGCAGCAGCACGGGCAAUGGAGCGUCCGCCGGUGGUGGAGGAGGAGGAGGUGGCGGCGGCGGCAACAAUGCAGGCGGCGGGGGAGGAGGCGGCGGUGGCGGCAAUAACUCCGGAGAUGGCCUGCAUCGUAAUGGUGGCCACGAGGCUGGAAUUGGAUCUCUGCAGAAUACGGCCGACUCGAAAUUGUGCUUUGAUUCCGGCACACAUCCAUCGAGCACAGCCGAUGCGCUUAUUGAGCCAUUAAGAGUCUCACCAAUGAUUCGUGAAUUUGUGCAAUCAAUCGACGAUCGGGAAUGGCAGACGCAAUUGUUUGCUUUGCUGCAAAAGCAGACCUACAACCAGGUGGAAGUGGAUCUCUUCGAGCUAAUGUGCAAAGUGCUCGACCAGAACUUGUUCUCGCAAGUGGACUGGGCACGGAAUACGGUCUUCUUCAAGGACCUCAAGGUCGAUGAUCAAAUGAAGCUACUGCAGCAUUCGUGGUCAGACAUGUUGGUCCUGGAUCACCUGCAUCAUCGCAUUCACAAUGGCCUGCCCGAUGAGACGCAGCUGAAUAAUGGUCAGGUCUUCAAUCUGCUCAGUCUGGGCUUUGGUGUACCACAAUUGGGCGAUUAUUUCAACGAGCUGCAGAAUAAGCUGCAAGAUUUGAAAUUCGAUAUGGGCGACUAUGUCUGCAUGAAAUUCCUAAUCCUCUUGAAUCCAAAUGUGCGGGGUAUUGUCAACCGGAAGACUGUUUGAGGACAUGAUAAUGUGCAAGCCGCUUUGCUGGACUACACCCUCACCUGUUAUCCGUCAGUUAAUGACAAAUUCAGUAGGCUAGUGAACAUCUUACCGGAAAUCCAUGCCAUGGCCGCACGCGGUGAGGAGCAUCUAUACUCCAAGCAUUGUGCCGGCAGUGCACCAACAACGCUGCUCAUGGAGAUGCUACACGCCAAGCGGAAGGUGUAGAAUAUUGGGGAAACCUCAACAUAUGACACGGAA